Messenger RNA from Pseudophryne corroboree (corroboree frog), 5886 nucleotides. Its product is annotated as cytochrome P450 1B1-like. The coding region runs from base 826 to 2487 and encodes 553 amino acids. The record is from RefSeq and is a predicted model, not a curated record. NCBI's taxonomy places the organism in Eukaryota, Metazoa, Chordata, Amphibia, Anura, Myobatrachidae. Gene Ontology annotation, biological process: hormone biosynthetic process; progesterone metabolic process. Gene Ontology annotation, molecular function: steroid 17-alpha-monooxygenase activity; iron ion binding; heme binding. The transcript is spliced from 2 exons.
CUCCGAGCAGCCAAUGACAAGUGAGAUAGAGUUUAGGAUGAAGUCAGCUCUCUCUCCACCCUCAGGAGCUGCUGAGAUCCCCAGUGCAGGGUGCAAGUGCAGAACAGCCUGGGUCCAAUAGUGAGCAGCUGGGCGGUGACCAGACAGUGCCUCCCGGGGAGGAAACCCAGUCACACCGCUGGCCAAGAGGAGGCUUUAUAUAUAAAGGGUAAUGCUGAGCAGUCUAACUACAGUAUCUUCCAUUGUGGACUCCUAGGAACAACAUCCUCCGCACACAUCUCUAAGGAAUUCUCCCAAAUACUCUGCUGCAACCGAAUCCUACUAUAUAGUCUACCACUCAACAUCCCUAUCUCACCAUAUAAUACCCGGUAGCAGCUGGAAGCAUUGGGAGUUACAGCGGAGCUACAGCUUCUGAAGCUUAAUUAAAGUGCUCGCCUCAGAAGAGAGUUCAGGUGUUAUCACUGCGAACAAAGUGCUGGGAGCGUCACCUGCCCAGGUAGAUAGACCCGUGGUGUGCAGGACAGAUGUGACAGCCACUAGUGUUCCUGGAUCAGUGUGGGACAAAGUCACGCAUAUACCAUAAUUAUAUAUAUUCAGAUCUAGUAGCAUUGUCACAUUAUCACUUAUACACCUGUAUUAUACAGUCCUACAGGGGCAGCCAUCAGGGGGAACCUCUGUCUAUGCGCAGGUGCGGCACAAUGGCUAGGGCGCACAGGCGGUGGUAGUGUCUUACUUGCUACAAUGACACCAAUUAAUGUUUAGCUAAUUAGAAACGCUGCUAAUUUCCCUCCUAUUUGCUGUGUCUGGCUUCAGGUCCACCUAGAGAUGCUGAGGCUGUAUGAGGAGCUCCCCCCUGCCUCCGUGCGCAGCCUGCUGCUCCCCGCACUCUGCGCACUGCUUGCCGUUUGCGCCUACAAGUGGCUGCAGCUGUGGAUCUUCCCUUGGUGGUCCGGAGCGCAUCACCCACCCGGCCCUUUCCCGUGGCCCCUGGUCGGCAAUGCCAUGCAGAUCGGCAGCUUGCCUCAUCUGACUUUCGUAGCUAUGGCCAAAAAAUACGGGGAGAUCUUCCAGAUCAAGCUGGGCGGCCAGAGAGUGGUGGUGCUGAACGGAGACCAGGUCAUCCGCCACGCAUUGCUGCACACAGGGGGGGACUUUGCGGGGCGCCCGGGGUUCCCGUCGUUCAGGUAUGUCUCAGGAGGACGCAGUUUGGCUUUUGGAGCUUACAAUGAAAGGUGGAAAGUGCACCGCAAAAUUGCGCAGUCCACAGUCAGAGUCUUCACCACCAACAACCUGCAAACCAAGCGCAGUCUGGGUCAGCACAUCCUGAGGGAAACCCGGGAGCUGGUCAGCCUUUUCUCCGCCCUGGGAGAGGGGGGCACAUACUUUGCCCCGGGAAGGCACCUGGUGGUGGUAGUGGCUAACGUGAUGAGCGCAGUCUGCUUCGGCCGCCGCUACAACCACACGGACCUGGAGUUCCAGGCGCUGCUCAGCAACAACGAUAAGUUCAGUAAGACGGUGGGGGCAGGCAGCCUGGUGGAUGUCAUGCCCUGGCUGCAGCACUUCCCCAACCCCGUCAGGACGGCAUUCAGGGACUUCCAGCAGGUCAACAACGACUUCUAUGACUUUGUCCACAGUAAGUUCCUGCAGCACCAAGAGACGGCUGUAUGGAACUUCACACGGGACAUGAUGGACGCUUUUAUCCAUAUGCUGCCGGGGAUGAACGGAACAGGAGCCUCAUCCAGGGAUCAUGCUAUAGAAAGGAGGGAUGAGGUGAAGAACGGGAACGCAGGAGGAAUACACCUGCUGGAGCCUGAGCACGUCCCAGCCACAGUCUGUGAUAUAUUUGGGGCCAGCCAGGACACUCUCUCCACAUCCCUGCAGUGGCUGAUCUUCUUUCUGAUCAGAUAUCCAGAGGUUCAGAAGAAAAUGCAGAAUGAAGUGGACAAGGUCAUUGGCAGAGAUCGCUUACCCUGUGUGGACGAUCAGUCCAACUUACCCUACAUCAUGGCCUUUCUUUAUGAGUUAAUGCGGUUCAGCAGUUUUGUUCCUCUCACCAUCCCUCAUUCUACCACAAGAGACACCACGCUAAUGGGCUACAAUAUUUCUAAAGACACAGUGGUAUUUGUCAAUCAGUGGUCAGUCAAUCAUGAUUCAGUGAAAUGGUCAAACCCUUCAGAAUUUGACCCGUCUAGAUUCUUGGAUGAAAAUGGGUUUAUCAACAAAGACACAGUGAGCAAUGUGAUGAUCUUCUCAGUGGGUAAACGGAGAUGCAUUGGGGAAGAGCUAUCAAAGAUGCAACUCUUCCUUUUCGCAUCUCUUUUGGCACAUCAGUGCACUUUCAGCGCCAAUCCAGCCGAGAACCUCAACCAGCAAUGUGACUAUGGCUUGAGUAUCAAACCUAAGACUUUCACUGUUAGUAUGAAGCUUCGGGAUGGAAAUAUGGACUUGCUAGACAAUACUGUGCUCAGCAUGGAAACAGAGGAGUGAAAUACUUGUGGCUUCCUUUAGUAAAGACACUUUAAUCACUGGGAUCAAAAUGGUGCACUAAGAUUUCUACGUAAUACAUUUGUAAUGCAUACAGUGGUGUGCACUGAGGUGAGGCAGAACCUUCCCUGUCAUACUCCAUUAUAUGCCAGUUUUGACUAUAUAAAGUAUAUGAAAAAUAACAAUAAUAUAUUAUAAAUAUAUUCUUUGUAUUAUUCUAAUCAUUCUUAAACUCAAAACUCUGGAGUAAAAAGUCUAUGACAGAUGAAGCAGUGCCCCCCUGCCUCUUUUCCACACAUCAAAACUCACACAUUUUCCAGCAGUUUAUACUGCUGCACCUGUGUAUAAUGCCACAUGCACCCUUGGGCUCACAUAUUGUGUGUAAAUCUGGCUCUGGUACCAGCCAUUUCCCUCACCGUACGUCCCUGAUAAGUACUGUAUAGCUCUAUGAAGCACCAAUUUGCUUUUGUAUUUACUGAGAUCAUUUUAAGUGAUGACAUUUCUGAUGCUUGCCACCUUCUCAUUAUCUUGACAUUCUGAGUGUCAUCAUUUCUGACCUUAAUAGUGACUUCUGGCCAUCACAUGAAGAUUAACAGCCCAUUUGGAAAAUAGUUUAAGUAAAUUCACAAAACCAAAACCUAUGACAAUAACUGAAUGGUCCAAACGAUAACUACUCCUCUAGCAACUAAAGCCUGUCUGUAUUUUGUAUAGCUAAGAGUAUUUUUGUUAAUAUUUGAAUGCCUUUGUCAAAUCUAUUUGUCACCAAGGGGGGAAUUCAUUUAGCUGCGUGUUUACCCCACGGUUAAUUACUGCACAAUGGCAAUUCAAUACAAGGGGGAUUACCUUGCAAGUUAAUUUGUAGAGGGUGGACUUUUCCUUGCAUCCUCUAAAGCUGCAAGGAAAAGUCUGCGAGAAAAGGCACAAAUGGGGGUUUAAUGUUGAUUCCAUGUUGUAUGUAGAAGUAGUGGGUUAGCGCAUGUUAACCCCUGAUUUACUGUGGCGGGGAAAGUCUGUUUAAUUGAAUAGCUAUUCCCACAUGGCGUCGUAAUUAGCCAGCUAAUUGGAUUCCUCCCUAAGUGUUGCUAAAGCUAGAAAAUAUUUAUUAACAAAAUACAAGUUUUCCUUACUUAGCGACAGUCAUUGAAGGUGAAACCCAUCAAAUUUUUUUUGUGAGACUCUAUCAACCAGCAUUAAUGUUGGGUUCCCUUUCCCUGGACAAAUUCUGUGAAACAUAAUAAAUCUUGUGGCCACACAUUGCCAUACUGUAUUAGGGUAUCAAAGGGGGUGAGCAAAGUUUCUGUAGAGCAGCAGAGGUCCCAACGGAGAGAAGAAAGAUGUUCUUUUUGUUUGGGAAUGGGGGCAGGGGAACUGUGUAAAGAAAAAAAAAGUGUACUGUAGUGUGGCUGACAUCCAUUCAUGCACAUUCCCAACGCCAUGCAAUAUGUUGUCCUCUGUCUCUGUGUACUGACACGAAAGCAAACAGAAAGUACAAUUAUAGAUGCUGAGUGAAAACUACAUAGGGGCGCUGCUAAGGGGCUGGUAAAAGCAGGGUUGGGAAAACAUUGUAAUAAAAGUUUGGAAACCACAGCGAGCACACAAGUCUUUAUGGCAAGUGCCAUUGUCACUGGAUUGCCAGUCAGCCAGGUACUGUACGUCACAAGAAAAAGUGUUUAAUUGCAAACCUGCUGGGAACAUCUGUAUAUUAAUUAAAAAGGCCUCUCAGUUAUCCAUUGUGCUGCAUUAAGUGUGCUGAAUAAUAAUAAGCUUUGGUGAUAUCUGAAGGAUAUACAAUGUAAGCUAUACUGUACAUGUAACUCAUAUAUACCUUCUUCCUUUUAGAACAUGCAAAAGUAUAUUUUAAAUUAUUGUAAUAAUAACCCAGCACCCAGAUAGUGCAAGUUCCUACAUCUUCCCCUAAUCUGGUGCUUGAAUGUUCCACAUUGUACACACUUAGGAAUUAACUAGUUGUGAAAUCAUAUUGCUAAAUGUUCCAUUAAAAAAAGUCUUUCCUGUAAUACAUACACUUUUAUUGCAUACAGUGGCAUUACACAUCUACCAGUGGCUCACUUAAAUUCUUUGGCAAAUGUCUUUGUGUAGCUCAGCCAUUCCUGAAGUUGUCACCACAUCCAAAAUCUCUUAAAAUCAUAUAACUCGCUUUAAGGAACACAAUUAAAUGACAUACAUUGAGAUGUAGAGAUGAGGUUUUCACAUCACCUUUUCUCAUUCUGUCCUCCACAGAAUCUAUGGAACUUGCACAUGUCCCUUAUACAGUAGUGGGUUACUUAUAAGGAGUAAGUUCAUGACCCUAUAGGCAAACAAUAAAGCAUGUCAUGUGAUUUGCCAACAAAAUGUUGGUGUAUGCUGCCAAAGGAGAACAUGUUGCAGAUAUACUGUAUAGUCAAAAGUGGGGACUUGUUCUAGCGCUAUAAAGUGUAUGAUUUAUGUAGCAGUAUAUAGGUUAUAGCUGCACAAAUAGUGUUUUGUCAAUUCUAUGCAAACUAUAUUCCAAUAACAUUCUAGUGUUGACUAUAUUCUGCAACCUCUUAGUUGUCUUCCCUGCCUUUGUUAUCCAAAUAUAAUAUUUGUGUUGAUAAUUAAAAGUAGAACUUGCAAGUAUCAAAAACAGUAUUGUCACAGUGACGAACAAAAAUGUAACAGGCUGAGGAAAUUUAAUAUAUGUUAAAAUCACAAAACAACAAGUAAUUUGACCAAAGACUGACAUUCAGGAAAGACACAAUGCUGACCACAUAUAGAGGACUUUUGGGGACCAGGACUUACGUGGGGUAUUCCUCUAUAAUUUUCAAUUUUUUAAGAAAUUACUUUUUUUGUAUAAUUUUUUGCAAUACAGUAUCUACUACAAAUGUCUUUGUUAAGAUUUUGAAGUGUAGUGGAAAAUUCUGUUUUUGUCAGGACUCAAAAAUAAACCAAAAAAGGUCUCAGGUUGCCACCAAUUUGCUCUUCUAGAACUUAGCACACAUCUGUGAAACACCAUUUUUUAUUUUUAGAUCUACAUUAGAUCAAUGUUUUGUAUGACAUGUAUGCCUUCAUGUAUUUUAUCCAUUUUUGUGUUAGCACAAAUCUUUUUGUAAACUAUUUUAGUUUCUCUUUAUAUAUUUCAUGAUCUAUGCAUUGUACUACGUGUUCAUUGUUCAAGUUUCAAACUGCUGUAAAAAUGAACUAGUCACUAGUUGGUAAUGAAACCUAAGUUACAGAUGGAGCAAUGCUCUAGCACAGCCGUGCACAUAACAUCAAGUUCCUUUUAACAUUGCUUAUCAUUGCUUCAUUUGAUUUUAACAUUACAAUUUUGGCAAUCUAUUAUAUUGUGGAAAAUUAUGGCAUAGUAGUUAUGUUAUGUAAGCUAUAUACAUUAUAGAAUGUAUUGCUCAAUGCAAUAAAAUACUG